AUGGCCGAUAAGAAGCUCAUAGUGAUCGUUGGAAUCACUGGCAACCAGGGCGCCUCGGUCGCCGAUGCCUUCAUGGACGAGCCCGGCUGGAAGAUCCGAGGCAUCUCCCGCGACCCCAGCAAAGCCUCCAGCAAAGUGUGGUCCGACAAAGGCGUCGAGAUGGUCGCGGGUGAUCUCGACAACCUCGAGAGCAUCCAACCCGCCUUCAAGGGCGCGAACGUGAUCUUUGCCGCCACGGACUUCUGGCAGGCCAUCGGCAAUCCAAAGAACCACCAAAAGGCCGCCGAGCGCGGGGUAACGAUCAAUGAGGUCGCAUACGAGAUUGAGGUCCAGCAGGGAAAGAACAUUGUCGAUGCGGCGGCGAUGACGCUGAAUACGCUUGAUAGAUUCGUGUUGAGCACGUUGAGCCAUGCGAAGAAGUGGAGCGGCGGGAAGAUCCAGUGGAAUCUACACUUUGAUGCGAAGUGGGCUGCCGUAGACUACCUGAAAGAGACGUAUCCGGAGCUGCUCAAGAAGACCAGUCUGCUGCAGGUGGCGCUUUUCAUGACGAAUUGGCAGCAGGGGGGAAGGAUGGCGCCUCACAAGCAAGCCGAUGGGACCUACCUCCUCAGCGUGCCAACCAAGCCACAUGCCAAGAUACCGAUGUUGAAUCCGCGUGUGGAUGUUGGUCCUCUCACAAAGGCUCUUGUGCAGGCCGAGCCGGGCAAGAACCUGCUCGGCGCAGCCAGUGUUCUGAGCUGGACGGAGUGGUGCGAGAUCUGGGGCAAGAAGCAUGGCGUAACCUGCAGGUACGAGGAGUUGCCGCCGGAGAAGAUGGAGGAGGAGAUUCCUGGCGGCGUGGGGAAGGAGCUUGCAGACAUGUUUGUGUAUUUCUCCGACCCUGGUUAUGAUGGCGGCGACCCGAGUGUUAUCUUGCCGAAAGAUCUCGGUGUCGAUGUCGAGUUGAUGAGCGUCCAGGAGUAUAUCGAGAAGACGGACUUUUCCUCGAUCUUGCAGGAAUCGGCUGCUUAA
Messenger RNA from Coniosporium apollinis CBS 100218, 1011 nucleotides. RefSeq lists its product as uncharacterized. The record is from RefSeq and is a predicted model, not a curated record. Lineage: Eukaryota; Fungi; Ascomycota; Dothideomycetes. The coding region runs from base 1 to 1011 and encodes 336 amino acids. The transcript has 5 exons.